Penaeus monodon (black tiger shrimp) is the source of this 381-nucleotide messenger RNA. RefSeq names its product cuticle protein AMP4-like. Lineage: Eukaryota; Metazoa; Arthropoda; Malacostraca; Decapoda; Penaeidae. Bases 1 to 381 code for a protein of 126 amino acids. The record is from RefSeq and is a predicted model, not a curated record. The transcript is spliced from 3 exons.
AUGAAGAUCAUAGCCUUUAUUGCCCUCACGGUCGGGGUCAUUGGCGAGAGCGCGCCCCUGCACAACCCGCCCUUGCCCAUUCUGCGCAGCAACCAGGUCAAUCCGGACUCGUCGGGGCCUCACAGCUCGGGUUUCGAAGCCGGGAACGGAAUCGUUUUCCAUUUUUCUGGCUCGGAAGGCGCUGCUGAUGGAGCCAACUUGGCUGGAAUAUGGAGGUAUCCCCUCGAGGACGGCAGCAUAGCAUCCUUUAAAUUCGUGGACGACGAGAAGAGUUACCAGCCCGAGUCGUCGCUCCCGCCCGUGGCCCCCGCCUUCCCCCACCCCAUCGCCCAGUUCGUCCUCGACCAGUUCGCCCGCCUCGAGGACGAGCUCAGGACAUGA